UUCAAUAUUAUGGCCGCCAUAAUGGAUAGGCAUCAAAAUCAUAAACUAAUUUAUUAUCUUUAUUCUUUGCUUUGAACAGUAAUAUAUAACGAAAUAUUGAUGUUAUAGUAUUACAUUUUUUAGGAAUACAUUACAUUAUCUUUGGAUUUUUAUAUUAUCGAAGUUAUUUUGAUGUGCAAAGUAGUUUAAACUGUGUAAACAAACCGACUGAGGUUUUGAGCGUUUGUUUUGUUUACGUCGGUUGUUUGGAUUACUUUCAUAUUUCUCAUUUCCAACUGACAAUUUUAAUAUGCUGAUAGAAGAUCCUCUUCUUUUUAGGAUGGUUGUUAUUAUAUUAUAUUGAUGCUAUAACGCUGUUAUAUUCUGAAAUGUUAAAGUUCAUUGAUAAUAAAGCAGAGGAUGUAGAAAGUCCACAUCUACAUCUUGUACCCUCGCGAUGAGUGUAAUUUUACGAGUUGGUGCUGUGAAGUCUGUCAGUGGUCAAGAGUUGCAUUAUGGAAGUGGAGAUGAGGCAUCAUCGUCAUAUACUGACGCUGAUGUUCUUGACAUUCCACUACCUGAACAUACUUAUCAAAGACCUCUGCCUCCUUCCAGUACGCAAUCUCUUAAUAGCUUCAGCUGUUUUGGUCUGCCAUACCAGGAUCAUAAUUAUGGCAUGCCUCCUCCGCCAUCACCACCAAGACCAAUUUCUCCCAGGCCCCCGUCACCUUUACAAGUCAAUGGCAUUGUGCAAAUGGAAGAAGAGGUUAAGACAACUCCUCUUGUCUCUGUGGCAGAGGAGGUUGUGGAAGACAGUGUUACACGUUGCAUAUGUGGUUACCUCCAUGAUGAUGGUUACAUGAUUUGUUGUGACAAGUGCAGUGUGUGGCAGCACAUAGACUGCAUGGGAGUAGAUAGAAAUAAUAUCCCUGAAAGUUACUUUUGUGAGAUAUGUCAGCCCAGAACUCUUGAUGCCAUCAAAGCUAAAGCCUUACAGAAAAGAAAAAGAGAAGAAUUAGCUGCUCGUAAUGUUUUGUCAGAUUCAAGUGCAACUGAUACAGAUCCUGAAGAAGCAGCCAAUGCCCUAGCUUCGAUGGGAAAGAAACUUCCUUCUACCAAAAAAAAAGGUCUAAAACACAAGCGCACUACGAAGGUAAAAGAUAAACCACCAUUAAAAUUAAAAAUUGGAAAAACACUUGAACAGAAAAAGAUAAAGAAGCCUGGGAAAAAAGAGAAAGAGAACAUAAAAGCUUCAAAGCCUAAGAAAUUGUUUAAGCAAGGCCAACAGAAGAUCAAAAUAGGGAAAAUAAAAAAUAGGCCAUUGUUAACGGUAGAGCAGUUGAAUGCUGAUCCGUGGAAUAGUAGUCAAAGCCCAUGGACUGAUUCAUAUGAACAUGCUAAUGAAAACCAGUAUAGUGCAGCUGUAAAGGAGUUAGUCAGUAAUUCUAAUGUGUUGGAUGUUUCCUCUUUACUGCCAGAGCAUGUGUUAACACAUCACACAUGUACAACAGUAGCAGACGUCAAAAAAAAUAGAAAGGGUUUAAAAGCAACACAAGAAAUUCCUGCUGGUCAGGUAAUCAUAGAGUACAAGGGUAAAGUCAUGCUUAGACAUGAUUACGAUCAAGAGUAUGCAUUUGUCAAUUCAUUUAAAAAGUUACAGCCAUUUGUUCUUUUUUACUCCAAAUUGGACGUUGAUAUUUGUGUUGAUGCAAGAGUUUUUGGAAAUGAAGCCAGAUUUAUCAGAAGGUCAUGCACUCCGAAUUCUGAGGUCAAGCACUUGUUUGCGCAAGGAAAAGUAUAUUUUGUAAUAGUCUCACAGAAAGAAAUUGUUGUUGGUUCAGAAAUUACCAUUGCUUUUGAUUACAAUUAUCAAGAAUGUUCCUUUUGUGUUGAAUGUGCUUGCAUAAAAAACAAUUGCAUUGUAUCCAGAUUUUGGAAAAAAGUUCGGAAUGCCCAUAAGUCAUCAGCUAAAGAUCCUACUGUUAAACGUAGAAGACGAGUUUCAGGUACUGAAGUAGAAACCAAUUCCUUAUUUGAAGCAUCUAACACAAGCACAAUCCAGGCUAGUCCUAAUGAAACAUUGGCUUCACCUAAUAAAACAUUGCCAGUCAAACUUCCUUUACCCACAAGCCCACCUCCAAAACUUAGCAGUCCAAUUAAACUAUCAAAUGUCUCAACCUUACUGGCUGCAUCUGCUCUUUUGGACGAACAGCCAGAUUUAGCAAAAACUCUUAAACUUGAAGUACCAGAUUUAUUACAUCAAGCACCUCCUCCACCUGCUCCACCACCUGCACCUCAUCCAAAAUCAGCCACAUCGUCUCGUAGAGGUAGUCGGAUAUCUGAAGAAUCUAUCAAAGAAGAGAAACCAGAGGCCAAGUUACUGGUUCCUUGUAAGGAUAAAAACUCUAAGAUAAAAGAGACUAAAACAAAAGACAAGGAAGGAAAAGACCACCAUUAUCAUCAUCAAGAAAUAAAAAGAGAAAGAAGACUAUCCUGUCGGAGACAAAGCCAAGAGGAUCCUGAAGAAAGUUUGGAGGUUCGAAAUGAUUUGCCUACCCUUGCAGCACUAGCUGCAGGAAAUGAAUCAGACGACUCUAAUGCUGGUGCUGAAUGUCCAAGAAAAAUGACUAGAGAAGAAAGAAAACUUGAUGCUAUAAUGAAAGCAUUUGAAAAAAUGGAAAGGAGGGAGGAAAGACGCAAAGAAGCCUUAGCAAGAGGAGAAACUGGCACUAAAAAAUGUCUGGAUGUAAAGCCUAAAAAGGAGCAUGAGGGCCAUUUAGGUAGCAGUACUAUUCAUUCCCGCUCAGGUUCACAAGAAAGUUCAGUGGAACUAGAAUUGAAAUCAGAGACACAUGUUGAUGAACCAACAGAUGUUAAAUCAUUAGAUGCUGGCACUGAAGCAAAGCCUGAAAGCCCCAUCAAUAUAAUGAGUAGUACUAGUAUGACUUCCUGUCAAUCCUCCACUACAACAACAGUGACCAUACCUGAGAUAACAAAGGCUGCAAAGGAGGAAAUUCAUCCCCACAAGCCUGUUAGGAAAUCUGGAAAAAGGAAGCGAAGGAGAAGUAGAGUACAGAGUACCACAGCCGUAUCUGAUGUAGCAUCUGUAUCAACAGAAGAUGGAAACAGUAAUGGUAGUUUUCCUUCUGCUCUGGUUUCAGUACCUUCCACUCCUGUUUCAACGUCUGCUAACAGUUCUGCUCCAGUCAUGGAAACAGAUGGGGGCAUUUUCAAAUUUAUUAAAACAAAGAAACACUUAUUUGAAGAAUGGUCUAACAAGCAAGAAGAUGAAAGUAACAAACAAGAACAAGAGAUGUUUGUUCAGUGUUUACCCAAUCCACAUGUUAACACAAUGGACCAUCUUCAGAGAAGAAAUUCCAGCAGUGCUGGUUGUAGCAGCAAAGGUACAGAAUCUAGUGCUGGAUCUGCUAAAAAGCGAUGGUUACGUCAAGCUAUGCAUGACGUGCCUGCCCCUAUUGCAUUUCAUCCAAGUCUGUCAGUCAAUACAGAAAAUGGUGGGUCUUCGCCUAUACAUGGUAGCUCUAGUCCUAACCCAGGCACAGGUCUAGUAAGUCCUGGAGCAGCAUCACCUUUAGACUUUGUUACCCCUUUAAAAAAGCGAAGGCUAAUGAGGGAAUCCUUGUCUGUUGAGACCAAUGGACCUAUACCUUUUCCCAGUGCUGGUGUUUUGUCUGAGAAUUUCUCAUCAAACAGUAUUGGCAUCACAACUAAAACCAAUGGUGUGAAGCAAAUUUUCCCAGUUCACCGUCACAGUGUUGAUGAUAGGUUGUUGUUGCACAAAGGCUACCCACUUCAUAAUGGCAUAAGAGAAACAGGCGCUAUGAAUGAUGGAAAGAUUAGCUCUGCUACAAACUCUAGAUUUACUAAUGGAGCACCACACACAGAACAUAACACCUUGGAUACUCGGAACAGACUCUUAGAUCAAAGACUUGAAUCAAUAUCUAAUUCGCAAAUAGAUCCUUUACCAGUACCAGUUUCAUUGCCAUGGGUAAAUGGUAUUGCAGAAUCGCUGUCUACUUUGACAGUGCCAUUUCCACAGCAACCUUCACAAUAUUCACUAAAGUACAGAGGGCAUUUUGAAAGAAUGGAGGUAGAUAGCAGUGAAGUUCCAAAUAAGGACAUCGUUUUAAAGCCUAUUGCUUCUUCCUCUCGCAUUGAUGAGAAUGGGCUUCAUUUGUUGAAGCCAAUGUAUAAAAGUCUUGAAGAAGAUGACAGAAUAGAUAGUUCUGCAUCAACCUCACAUGUUGUGCUUGUAAAUAGUAACUCUGUGUACAAAACUGUAAAUAGUUUAAUAGAUGAAAGCAGUGAAGCAGGCUGUGUCACAGCCAAGACUAUCAUGGAUGUCGAUAGUCCAGCCACUGUUCGAAUAGAUCUCAAUGCCCAUGAGAUGGAACCCUCUUCUUUAACAGAUGGGACUACAAGUGUCAAUCUUACUGACAGAUAUUUUGGAAGUUGUCGUCAGGAUAGGCUGAGCUUUAGUACAGGCAAUGAGUGUCAAGUGAAUAGUUCAGAGGAUGUUGUUGAAACUAUGCCUUUGGUCACACCUGGCCACAAUAGUGAUAUCUGUGAUAAUAGUUGCACAGACUCUGUAUGUGUACAGUUAAAUGGUGCAAGAGAUUUCGAUUGUCAGAGGACUUUAAAUGAAAGCCAUUUGGGGAGAGAAGAGAUUGAAACUGUUGAUAGCUCACAACAUGUACAUAGGAUAGAAACUAAUGAAUUACCAACAGUAUUUGAAGAGCCAAGCAAUGUAAUGGCUUCUGGAGCUCAAGAAAGUAUUCCGCCUACAUCCUCCAGUUCCAGACAUGAGUUGGAAUGUAUCAGUUCCAGUGGUUUGACCUCAUCAAAUGUAGAUGAUUCUAUGACAGUGGAACACAGUCUUGUUUGUGAUUCAUUAGAAGAAAUUGAGCAGCAUAAUGUGGAAACUGGGUCCAUAAGUCUGCAGUGUGAUUCUAAUAAUGUUAAUAUGGAAAAUAAUACUGCACAGGAAGGAGAAGAUAACAGUGAUACUGAAGAAACGUGUGACUCGGUAGGCAUAAACCAAGCCAGCAGUCGUCUGUUUAUUAGUACUACUAAUGAAACUGAAGAAACAGAAGACACUGCUGUCACAGAAUCACACUGCUUAGAAAAUGCUCCGUUCUUCACAGUAACCUUGGAUAAUAAUGUAGACUCCACUAGCUCUGAAGUUGUAAGAAACAUUAGGUCAUCAUUUUCAAAUGAAGCUAAAGUGAAUGAGUGUGGACAGAUGACCCUUGCUGAAGGUGGAUGUUGUGAUAGUAACUAUGAAUGUCAACCAAGUGAACCUUGUCUCUCAGAACAUGUAAAUGCUGGUGAUGAAUCAUCUUUGGAAGGCCUAGGUGUCUCUUCUUCAAAUGGUGUUGAUUCUUUAUUAAAUAAUUCUUCUUGGGAAAGUUAUAGAAGAAAGCAUCUUCAUGCUGACGUUUUUACUGACAAUGCAGUUUCAACUGAAAAUCUUGAAUGCCUUUCACGAAUUUCACAGAGUUUGCCUCCUGAGCCAGUCACCCAGGAUCAGUCAGACCAAAGUUUAGAAGCACAGCCAUCAUCAUCUUCUUUUGCAGGCCAUCGAACAGCAUCAGCUACAAGCUGUACAGUUGCCAGCAGUCUUGUCCCUGGUAGUUCUCAGGCUCCACGUUCUUUCACAACAUCUCCACCAUCAUCCUCUUUGCUUUCAUCUUCACCAUCAUCAUCCAUGUUUAGUGUUGAAUGUGCACUAAGCUCCACUUCACCUGGCACAUCUGCUCAGCCAGUGUCACUUACCAAUUCUGAUGUCAGUUCAAUCAGUUGUUCACCACCAAUAUCAUCCUCAGGAGAAGCUACACCCUCUGUGAAAAAAAAGGUCAGUUUGUUGGAAUAUCGUAAACGUUUAAAGGAAAAACCAGCUUGUGCUACAGAAACUAAAACAACAGAGACAUCCAGUUCAUCUUCAUUUUUAGUACACAAUCACAAAAUGUCUGCAACUUUGUCAGAAUAUUUAGCAUCUUCACCAUCAACAUCAUCUUCUGUAUCACCAACAAAGUCACCUUUGAUGAGUUCCAAUCAUAAAAAGCAACAUAUGCCAACUCUAGCAACUCUUCCGCUUUUCGUAUCAGCUGAUGAAAAGAAAGGUGAAAAUAAAAAGAAGCCAAAAACAGAGAAACAGUUAAGUCUUUCAGAGAGGCUUCGUUUAGAGUUUGGCCUUGAAGAUUGUGGGGAGGAUGUGAAUAAGAAAGUCAAAGGGGAAGAGUCAGAAGUAGUAUCAUCCAAUGAAGCUGUGGAUGAUGAAGUACCUCCCCCACCUCCUCUGCCUCCAUCAGCACCUCUGAAUUUAAAUGUAACUACAUCACGAGGGUUUCAUGCAUCAAGUGUGAAUGAAAGUUCUAGUUACAACUAUCACCAGCAAUCAAACAUUACAUCAACAUCAUUAACUAUUCAGUCCCCUGGAAUGUCCCAUGGUAGGGAACGAGACACUUCGUCAGCAUUUCCUGGGCUUAAUGGUACCUUGUUGCCAAAUCUGCCACUUUCUUACACACAUCAACCGCCACCUUCAUCAACGUUGCACUCAAAUCUUCAACAUCCUUUGACAAGGGCUACCAGCUUAUCUCUUUUAACAUCUGUUACAUCCCCAUCACUACCACAAUCAUCAACGAAUCACACAUUCUAUGACUAUCCUCCCUCUCAUAGACAAUCACAGUUGCAGUCGCAAACAGUAGUUGUGAGUGGGAACAUUGUUCCAGAAGACCAACCCCCUCCGCCCCCGCCACUACCUAGACCACCACAUCACCGUCCAUCUCCAGCAGCUUCAACACCCUCACACAGACAGAAUCAUGUUCAAAGCUCGAAUGGUAAGAGCAGCAAGGCAGCAUCUUCAUCAACUCAUUACCCAGAGAACAGGAGCAGAUACUAGAACUCGAGUCUGAACAAGUUGUAAAUUGUGUACUAUAUGUGUAUUAUUGUGAUGAUCAUUUAUGUUGCCACUUGUGUUGCUUUAUAAAAUGGUAGGAUACAACUUCCUGUCAUUCACUAGAGUUAGAAGUCUACAUUAAAGUGAACCACUAAGUUCAAGGUGCUUGUGUCAAUCUUCUUAAGUUGUUGACAAUUAUUUUGCUGUGCACUGUUUUCUUUCUAUUUGUUCAAAGUUGUUUGAAGGAAACUUUUGUUCUUGUUAAUUUCUAUUCUUUGGUCUGUGUACUAUUUAUAUGAUUAUACAGUGUAUUUUUUUUUUUAUGCUUAGUGAUUUGUACACACAAAUAAUAUUUAGCUUUUGCUAUCUGAAUGUUCUUUUUUUUUUUUUUAUUUAAAUCUAGAUAUUAAUCCAUUUUUGUUUCAGUUAUUGCAACUGCCAGCCAUUUUGUACAGUUUAAAAUUUUCUCAUUAUUUCACUUCAACUAUUCUGUGUAUUUUUUGUAUUUUCAAAUUAAUCCAUUAAAUUUUUCAUAACUAUUAUUUCUGAUAGAUGCUGUUUAGUUAAUGGGGGGAAAAAAGGAAAACAAUUCAGUGUUAUUAUUUUUCUGUUAAAUGAGUUGUUGUUUUUUUCAAAAUUUAUUGAGAAAACAGGACAAAAAAGGACAAUGAGAAAUCACAAAGAGAACCAUUAGCUAUCAUGAUCUACUAUUUUAAUAUUUGACUUCUUAUUACUGUAGACUAACAACAUUUUUAUUACUACUUUCAUCAAAGUGAAAUGUUUCAACAGUCAUGAGUAGAAGUCAUGAUCUACUGUUCUAAUAUCUGACUUCUUAUCACUGUAGACCAACAACAUUCUAAUUACCACUUUAGUAAAAAGUGAAUUGUUUCAACAAAAAUAUUGAUAUAUAAUUUUUUUUAUAUUUUAAUGUAUACAUAUAUAUAUAUGUCUAUAAAGUGCCUGUUGUCUAUUAAAAGUUAAUGAACAGGAUUUUAAAACACUUUCUCAAAAACUUUUUCUUUCAUGGAUGAUAAGAACAUCUUCAUAAUCUUGUAUCAUUGAAUCUAGUACAAGUUGCAUUAGUUUAAAAAGUUUUUAAAUUUUAUAUAUGAGUACUUGUUAAUUUCAUUCAAAUGGACCAAAAUGAUUGCUGUUAGAUGGUGUAGUAAUUUCAUCUGAAAUAAGAUGAAUGGUUUUCCAUUUAAAAAAAAAAAGUAAUCUAAAACUUUACAAAAAAAAUCAAGUUUUGGAAAAACAUUCUUCAAAUUUUUUUUUAUGAAUCAAUCUUGAAAUUGAUUCUUAACAAUUUUAUUGCUACACAAAGCUGUCAACAUCAAUAGAAAAUAAAAUGUAUCCCUCUUUUUUUUUCUCUAUAUAAUUUACAUUCUCAAUGGUAGAAGAUAUUUUUUGUUACAAAAGAAGUUAAUUAAAAACUUUCACAAGACAUGUUAGUCUAUUUUGAUCUUAGUGCUUGGGUUAGAGUUCUUUUUCUUACUUAUUUUUAUUUUGGUAAUGCCUAGCAUAAGUCAUUAGGUGUAUGUAUAAUAUAUAUUUAAGUAAUAUGGAAUGUAUGAUUAAUAGAAAGUGUAUAUACAAUGUUUGAAAAUAAUUUUUAAAAGUUUUAAAUGAAUUCUUGUGGCAAACAUUUUACUGUGUGAUGUUAUGUACAUUUGUCUACUGAAUAGAGUUUGUACAUACAAAGUGGUUUAAAGUAGUGUCUUUACAGCAUGUAAAUCAUUAGUCCAACCUACUCUUGAAUCCUAUUGGCACUAAUGAACCCAGCUGUUUGGUACAAGUGAGUUUCAUUUUGCAAUGGUUGGAAUGUAAUGUUCUUUUUCUUGUUUUCAAAGCUGAACUAUAUUUAAAUGGAGUUGUAGGGUGGCCUUUGUACAUUGAUUUUUCAAUCAAGAAUAUGAUGAGAGAAGUCAUCUUAGUUAUUGAAAUUAAAUCCUUUAUUCUGUGUAAAUAGCUAUUCUAUUGGCUCAAUAUUUAGCAGCUAUUUGAUUUGUUCACUCUAGUGCUGCUUGACAGCAAGACAAGAGUUAAGCAACAUUAGUCCCACUGUUAUAACACACUAAAAUAGAAGACAUUGUUUGUUGUGUACAUAUUUUGUUUUAAUGAGUCAUUCUAUGAUUGGAUGCUUACUUUCAUGUUUUAAGUGUCAUAAGAUGCUAGACUGGUAUUGUCUACUGCAGAAAAAUUUAAAUUAAAAAAAAAAAGCUAAUUUAAAUGCUCCUGUAUUCCAAAUUGAUGAGAAGUACAAAAAAAUAAAAAUGUUUCAAGUGA
Molecule: messenger RNA, 9184 nt
Organism: Biomphalaria glabrata
Lineage: Eukaryota; Metazoa; Mollusca; Gastropoda; Planorbidae
Exons: 27
Coding region: 437-6901 (2154 amino acids)
Molecular function (GO): protein binding
Source: RefSeq, a predicted model, not a curated record